Messenger RNA from Lampris incognitus (smalleye Pacific opah), 1709 nucleotides. RefSeq names its product 3-keto-steroid reductase/17-beta-hydroxysteroid dehydrogenase 7-like. Gene Ontology annotation, molecular function: 5-alpha-androstane-3-beta,17-beta-diol dehydrogenase (NADP+) activity; 3-beta-hydroxysteroid 3-dehydrogenase (NADP+) activity; estradiol 17-beta-dehydrogenase [NAD(P)+] activity. The transcript is spliced from 9 exons. The coding region runs from base 107 to 1144 and encodes 345 amino acids. The record is from RefSeq and is a predicted model, not a curated record. NCBI's taxonomy places the organism in Eukaryota, Metazoa, Chordata, Actinopteri, Lampriformes, Lampridae. Gene Ontology annotation, cellular component: endoplasmic reticulum membrane. Gene Ontology annotation, biological process: cholesterol biosynthetic process.
CAUGCUGAAUAUACAGUAAUAGUAAGUGUUUAUCAGAUUCACGUUGAACACUUUGCUCCGGUCCGUUUGUCAUCAGGACUUGCAGUAAACGUCUGUAAGUCACGGCAUGGACGACGUUGUCAUUGUGACCGGUGCUAACAGUGGCAUUGGUCUGGCCUUAUGUGAAAGGCUGCUUGGCAGGGGUAACCAGCUGAGACUGUGUCUGGCCUGCAGAAAUAUGCAGCGAGCUGAGGCGGCCCGCUCUGCCCUGCUUAGUUCUCACCCCUCAGCCCAUGUGGACCUCCUGCACCUCGACGUCAGCUCGGUUCAGUCGGUCCUCGCCGCUGCUCAGGAGGUCAAGGCCAGGUAUAACCGACUGGACUAUAUGUACCUAAAUGCAGGAAUAAUGCCCAAUCCACAAGUGGACAUAAAAGCAUUUCUCAAGGGUCUAUUUUCCAGGAAUGUCAUCAACAUGUUUGCAACAGCAGAAGGUCUCCUUACUCAGCAGGAUCGCCUCAACUCUGAUGGUCUGCAGGAAGUGUUUGCCACCAACCUUUUCGGUCACUUCCUCCUGAUCAGGGAGCUCGAGCCUCUCCUGUGUCAGGCAGGUCACACCUCCAGGAUUGUGUGGUCUUCCUCCAGCAAUGCCCGGCGCUCGGCCUUCAGCAUGGAUGACAUCCAGCACAGGUGUGGCUCUGAGCCCUACAGCUCCUCCAAGUAUGCAUCAGACCUGCUCAGCUUUGCACUGAACAAACACAAGAACAGCCAGGGAUUGUUCUCCUCUGUGAUAUGCCCAGGACUAGUAAUGACCAAUCUGACCUAUGGCAUCCUGCCCUCCUUCUUCUGGACCCUCAUCAUGCCCAUCAUGUGGUUUAUUAGGAUCUUCACCAAUACAUUCACACUAACACCUUACAAUGGAGCAGAAGCCUUGUACUGGUUGUUUUUACAAAAGCCGGAGUCCCUGGACCCAAGGGCAAAGUAUCACAGCUUAACAUCAGGCUUUGGUACCAACUAUACACAGCCUCAACAGAUGGACAUUGAUGAGGAAAUGUCUGAGGCCCUUUAUAUAAAACUUCUUGGACUUGAGAAAGUUGUCAGAAGGAAACUAAAUGAAGACAACGCCGAUAAGGAAGCCUAUCGACAUUACCUGAAUGAGACAGAGUAACACCCAAGCAUCUCUUGUCCUUCCCCAGGCCCUCUAGAACCUGUUUGUGUUUUCAAUUUCUACCUCUCUGGGUAUGUUCACCGAUAUAGGCCUUUUUGCUCUCUUUGUACAUGGUAUAUCUGCUCAAUUUAAGAAAGAAAAGUCGAAAUUCGCUUAUUUGGAAGUUUUAAUGGAAAUCACAAGUCCUCACAGCCUAUCUUGAACGUUUAACACAACUCUCUUUUUAAGUCAAUAAACAAUUUAUCGGUCUGAAUUAUCACAGAAUAUCCAUCUCAACGUGAACAUUUUUGUUAAAUAAGCAACAGGAAGUGCAUUUCUACCAGAUUGUGACUAUUUAGUCACAGUUCAAAACCCCGUGUGACAUGGAUUAUGGGGAUAAUUGUUUUGCAGGCAUAGUGGAGCCUGGCUGCCGCUCGGACAGGGAGCAAAAUGUGACGGUGUGGCAUUUCCACACAGCAUUUUAAUCCAUCACCGACUGUCUUUCCACACUUUCAAAAUGGCUUUAAACUUUGGCUGUAUCAAAUGCUCACCAGAUAAAAAUAAAAACCAUUGGUUCUUGUUUGGC